GUCAUAUCAUCAGAACGGCUACAGUUCUUCUCAAGAAGAUGAUUCAAUCAUGGAUUUACUGGGGAAAAUGAUCCCCCAGACAUGCCGCUUCCGAGGCGCUCGGUACCCGUGCGGCCUCAGCAUUUCCUGCGUGUUGGGAGGAGGGAAGCCUCUGGACCUCUGUUCGGGAGGGAUGAUCUGGGCAUGCUGUGUAGACAGGGACACAACAGACCGACCUAGUGAGGUCGCCCCGGUGGUGCAUAAUGCUAGCUGUGGCGAGCACUUCACCAGGUCUAACCGCAUCGUCGGUGGUCACUCCACUGGCUUCGGCUCCCACCCCUGGCAGGCGGCUCUCAUCAAGUCAGGGUUCCUCAGCAAGAAGCUGGCGUGUGGUGGAGCGCUCAUAUCAGACCGGUGGGUCAUAACUGCCGCGCAUUGUGUUGCCACGACCCCAAACUCGCAACUGCGCGUGCGCCUCGGUGAGUGGGACGUACGAGACGCCGGCGAGAGGUACUCCCACGAGGAGUUUGCAGUCCAGAGGAAAGAGGUCCACCCUUCAUACGAGCCCGCAGACUUCCGCAACGACGUCGCUCUAGUACAGCUAGAUAGAGGAGUCGUCUUCAAGCAGCACAUCCUACCGGUAUGCCUACCCCAGAAACAAAUGAAGCUCGCGGGCAAGAUGGCCACGGUGGCCGGCUGGGGCCGCACGCGCCACGGCCAGAGCACCGUGCCAUCUGUCCUUCAGGAGGUGGACGUGGAGGUGAUACCCAACGAGCGCUGCCAGAGGUGGUUCCGCGCCGCGGGCAGGAGAGAGACGAUACACGACGUGUUUCUUUGCGCUGGGUAUAAAGAGGGCGGCCGAGACUCCUGCCAAGGCGACUCCGGCGGCCCCCUCACCAUGAAGCUGGAGGGGCGUAGCACCCUCAUAGGGCUCGUGUCCUGGGGCAUCGGCUGUGGCCGCGAGCACCUGCCCGGGGUAUACACCAACAUACAGAAGUUCGUGCCCUGGAUUGACAAGCUUAUUAGCCCUUAAGUUCCAAUACUGGUGAGAGUGCCUUGAAAAGAGACGGUUGUGUAAAAACAUAGAUGGGAAAAGUACUUUUUUUAUAAAAGUAAAAUGAAAUGAAAUGAAAUUUACUCUGUGCAUGGUAUGAGUAUCACCAAAUACUGCCUUUUCAGGCAUACACACAGAUUAUUUAAAAACAAUAACAAAUAAUAAUAUCAAUUUUACAAAUAAUCUACACACUUAAUACAUGCUUUCAAUUAUACACUUAAAACCUGUUAUUUGUAAUCUAAAUAUUCUUUUACGCUGUAAAAGCAUCUAUCUGCAAGCCACAGUUUAACUGCUACGCGAAACUUAUUGAGUUUGCAAAGUAUUUUCUGGAUUGAAGAAAGAAAGAAAGAAACAUUUAUUAUUUAGGACACCACAGACACGGAUUACAUUAUAUAUACAUUACAAUGACAUCACAUCAAAAGACAAAUAACGCACAUGCGAAUUAUUUUCUAUAU
Pectinophora gossypiella (pink bollworm) is the source of this 1488-nucleotide messenger RNA. Its product is annotated as serine proteinase stubble-like. NCBI's taxonomy places the organism in Eukaryota, Metazoa, Arthropoda, Insecta, Lepidoptera, Gelechiidae. The transcript has 7 exons. Gene Ontology annotation, biological process: proteolysis. The record is from RefSeq and is a predicted model, not a curated record. Gene Ontology annotation, molecular function: serine-type endopeptidase activity. The coding region runs from base 50 to 1012 and encodes 320 amino acids.